CCCUAUCAGUAUAGAACACAGCCCACACUUUGUAGACUCAAGUGAAUAAUUUUUCGAAAUUUGUAUUUUUUAAGAACAAUUGUUGCAACGAACAUAAAACACUUGUAUUACAUAGUUUACAAAGGACUUAGUAAACUAAAUGCAUAGAUAAGCAAUUGCCCGCAAAAGGAACAUAGAUACAAUUAGCAAACCACAAAAUGCCGCCCAUUUCAAAACGAAGUCUACGGAAAAAGUCCAAUGCAGUUCAAGAAACUCCAGCCGAAAUCAAAAAGACGAGUACGCUUUCGAAUAUAAUAAUUCAAGGCACUGAACAGUUGCUUUUGGACUCGGAAAAUAAUCCAAAUAUUCAAAUUAUUGAAAAACCCAGACAAAUGCGGUAUUCACAUUCAUCCAUUUGCAGUGCGGAACCGGAUUUGCAGCGCCAUUCCAAACCGGAAAUCGAUAAUGUGGCAAGUAAUAGCCACGCACGCGGAAAGUUUAAUUCAAUCAAAAAUAAACAGACAUCAAUCGAGGUUAUUUCUGAGAUUAGUGAUAUGUCCAUUGCUUCAGUGUCGGUGAGGAACCAGCCGUUUGUGAACUUCCUCCAGGAUUACAGCAUGGCUCAUGGUUCCGUUCCCCGAGAAAGUAUUCAAGAGGCCAUCGCCGAAUGGGAUGAAAUGACAGCCAAGCAAAGGGAGGAGUUCAGUCCUGAAAACUACGUUCUAAAAUUAUGUAAUCAAGUGCAGAAUCGUGAUGAAAUUUUAAAUGCGGUUGCCCUGCAUCCGGUUUAUGAAACUACAAAAAAAGUUCGAAAUGGAUUUACUAAAGCCAGCAAGGUCAAGAGAUUGUCUCCAAAGCUACGUAAGUCGACAAGACCACGAGGUGUGGUGAGUCCCAGAAGAUCAAUCAGAAAGUCAGCCAAAAAGGAUGUGACUCCAAUGGUAUCUGUGCGUCUAACAAAUAGUGCUUCGGCUUACAAAAACUUUCUGCGCAAAAUCCGUCAAGCAAAUCCUGGUCUGAUGUCCGUGGAAAAGACCUCCCUAUGGCGCAAAAUGACUCCUGCCGAAAAGGAUCUUUAUAGAGUAGUCAAGCCAAGCCGAGAGAAAUCCAAAGUCAAGAAAACCAAGUCAAGAGCUCAAGCUCCCAAGCGCGUAAGGAAGCAAAGAGCCUCACGAUCCACCCAGAUGCCUGAAAAUGCUUUUAAUUACUCGGAAAGCAGUUUUAAUAUUCUGCGAGAUGGCCAACUACAAGUUUGGAACGAAAGCAACACUUCGCUACUAGAUAAUAGCCGUUCCUACAUAGCAAGAGCCUUUGAUAAACUCAAGAAUAUGUUUAUUUAACCAUUUGUUGUCCUAAUUUUAUACAAAGCAUUUGUGAUUGCUAUAAAAAGAACUGCUCGUAAGAACGCAGCAAAACACCAAA
Molecule: messenger RNA, 1401 nt
Organism: Drosophila teissieri
Lineage: Eukaryota; Metazoa; Arthropoda; Insecta; Diptera; Drosophilidae
Gene: Mst33A
Exons: 2
Coding region: 198-1319 (373 amino acids)
Source: RefSeq, a predicted model, not a curated record